ACCCAAUUAGGUAGCGGAAUCCGCCCAGAGGCAAGAAGCAGUCGUCCCCCUCAGAGCCACCGAACUUUUCCUCGCUUACCUCCUUCCCACCCACCUUGCGAGCCUCAAAUCUGAUCCCGGAUUUCGUCAAGCUUUCCCAUUCUCGCAAGAAACCGACAAGACUUUUUCGAGAAAAUCAGACAAGAUGGUUCUCGCCGUUGAUCUUCUGAACCCUUCCCCGGCCGCCGAGGCCAAGAAGCACAAGCUCAAGACCCUCGUGCCCGCCCCUCGAUCCUUCUUCAUGGACGUCAAGUGCCCCGGAUGCUUCACCAUCACCACCGUCUUCUCUCACGCCCAGACCGUCGUCAUCUGCCAGGGAUGCACCACUGUCCUCUGCCAGCCUACCGGUGGUAAGGCUAGAUUGACCGAGGGUUGCUCUUUCCGACGGAAGUAAACUGCUUCGCGGCGGUUUUAUCUCCUUGGGUACUCAUGACUCUUACGGUUCAACUCAUGGUGGUCAUCUCGGAUCUGCAAAAACACAACCUCGACAUGGACGGAUAGAACAAACCGACGUUGCGAACAUUUACCAAAAACCUCUUUGCAGAUAGAAGAUGGGGCACCCAGAAUAGGGGCGUUUGGGGUCUCCGGAUAUCUUGCAUGGCACAUCAUUCUUCUUUUUGUUUUUCCGUUGCGCGCCUUGUACUAAAGAGUCUUCUCGAGGCAGGAAGGAAAAAAAAGCACUGCAUGGGUGGAAAGCUGGAGAAAGCCUUCACGAGUGUCCGGACUGGCCUGGCUAGGCCAGCUGGACACGAGGACGUGGAACCGCUGGUUGAUGAUCGCUUCAUACCCGGGUGCAGUGGGUAGCGGAGGAUGGUCACUGUGCUUUUGCGAAAUUCACAAUGGUUUCCACAUCACCUUCUUGUUGACGUGAAUGUUUCUAGUCGAUGCGAAUGAGUUGUGAUGCUAUCGUGCCUGUCGUAGAGCACACUGCUGUUAAUGAUUGCUAUGAUGCUAUGACUUUCCUAUCUCUUCAUAAUCUUUGCCGACCAAGCUCCUAGGCAGAGCUAUCGCUCUUGAGUUGAAUCUACUUGAUGAUGAUUGGCUCUAUACGGCGUCAUCGACAGCAGCCUAGGCCCCUCAUCCUAUCAGUUUGCCUGGUCGUCGACUCACCCGGAUGACUCGAUCCGGAGAGGCUCAUCCGCUCUGCCACCCAGGAAUGCCUAAGGCAACUCAACUAAGUAAUUUAAUGUUAACUAAUUCUCAUGAGAACCUGGGGAACCAAUUACCCCGCGAAAUGCUGUGUGAAAGUAUUUCGCCUUAAGCUGAAUGCAUUGUAGUUCGAGUCAUAGUCGAAGAUGAUUGGAUGGAAUAAGACUUGUGAAGGUCCGAACUUUGAAACAUCUACUGUCAAAUAGAUUUUGCUUUCCUCAG
Molecule: messenger RNA, 1410 nt
Organism: Fusarium verticillioides 7600
Lineage: Eukaryota; Fungi; Ascomycota; Sordariomycetes; Hypocreales; Nectriaceae
Product: 40S ribosomal protein S27
Exons: 3
Coding region: 185-433 (82 amino acids)
Biological process (GO): ribosomal small subunit assembly; translation
Cellular component (GO): ribosome; cytosolic small ribosomal subunit
Molecular function (GO): structural constituent of ribosome; RNA binding
Source: RefSeq, a predicted model, not a curated record